Solanum stenotomum is the source of this 2826-nucleotide messenger RNA. RefSeq names its product FT-interacting protein 3-like. The transcript is spliced from 2 exons. The record is from RefSeq and is a predicted model, not a curated record. NCBI's taxonomy places the organism in Eukaryota, Viridiplantae, Streptophyta, Magnoliopsida, Solanales, Solanaceae. Bases 464 to 2767 code for a protein of 767 amino acids.
CAUUUUUUAUUAAAAAUAAUCCCUCACCCACCAUGUCAUACUAAUUUUUUGUUGUCUCUUCAUUUUUUUUCCCUCUCUAAACCAUUCUCCCUCACUUUGAUACCAAAAAGCAACCAAAACCUUUUUGUUUUUUUCUCCUCAAAAUUCCAAUCUUUAGAAACUAAUCAGCAAAAAUACCAUCUUUCACUCACCUCCCAUGAACCCUUCAAGGGAGAAGCAUUCAGCUGAACUAGAUCUGAGGUUGUGAAUGAUUUUGGCAGUUUGGGGUUAUCCUUCAUGAGGUUCUUUUUAAACCUUAAGUUAGAAUUAGGAUAAAACAAACUUGGAUUGCAUGUGUUGUAUAUGAAGUUUCUUGAGUAUUAGUGUAGUUUUGAGUUGUUCCUCAGAGAUAUUAUUUAGGAUUUUUUUUGUUAUCUGUUGGACAUUUGGCUAAAUUGUGGUGGAGAAGUAGAAAGGUUUGAAAAUGCAGAGACCACCUCAAGAAGAUUUUGAUGGAGGGAAGGUUACUGGUGAUAUGCUUACUAGGACCUAUGAUUUGGUUGAGCAAGUGCAGUAUCUUUAUGUCCGGGUGGUGAAACCGAAAGAUUUACCUGGGAAGGAUCUUGAUCCUUACGUUGAGGUUAGGCUGGGAAACUAUAGUGGUACAACUCGUCAUUUUGUGAAGAAAACGAAUCCUGAAUGGAAUCAGGUGUUUGCAUUUUCAAUGGAUAGGAUUCAGGUAAUUUCCGUUCUUGAGGUGAACGUGAAAGAUAAGGAUGAUUCUGUUGGUCGUGUUAUGUUUGAUUUGAAUGAGAUCCCUAAAAGGGUCCCCCCAGAUAAUCCUCUUGCUCCGCAGUGGUAUAGGUUGGAGGACGGAAGUGGUAGCAAAGUUGAAGGAGAGUUGAUGAUGGCUGUUUGGAUGGGUACUCAAGCUGAUGAAGCCUUUGCAGAAUCUUGGCAUGCGGAUGCAGCCACUGUUAGUGGUGCUGAUUCUCUUGUGAAUAUAAGGUCUAAGGUUUACCUCUCACCAAAGCUGUGGUACCUUAGAGUUAAUGUGAUUGAGGCUCAGGACUUAAUUCCCGGUGACAGAAGUAGGUUUCCAGAAGUUUACGUGAAGGCCAUCCUCGGAAAUCAGGAAUUGAUAACCAAAGUUUCCAGGAGCAAGACUAUUAAUCCCAUUUGGAAUGAGGAUUUGAUUUUUGUAGCAGCAGAACCAUUUGAGGAGCCAUUGAUUUUGAGCGUGGAAGAUAGAGUUGCACCGAACAAAGAUGUAAUACUUGGAAAAUGUCUUAUUCAUUUGCAGUACAUUGAGAGGAGGUUGGGCCACAGACGUAUGAACAGCAAGUGGUAUAAUCUUGAAAAGCAUGUUAUUGUUGAGGGAGAAAAGGAGGAGGAAAUCAACUUUGCAAGCAGGAUUCACAUGAGCCUAUAUUUAGAAGGAGGCUACCAUGUUCUGGAUGAAUCAACAAACUACAGUGGUGAUCUUAGACCAACUGCAAAACAGUUGCAGAAAUCCAGCAUUGGUAUCCUAGAAUUGGGUAUUCUGAAUGCUCGGGGACUUCCGCCGAUGAAAACAAAGGAUGGGAGGGCUUCGACAGAUGCCUAUUGUGUUGCCACAUAUGGGCACAAGUGGGUCCAAACAAGGACAAUUAUAGAUAGCCUUGCUCCCAAGUGGAACGAGCAAUACACUUGGGAAGUAUUUGAUCCCUUCACUGUCAUAACCAUUGGUGUAUUUGAUAAUUGUCAUCUACAUGGAGGAGAUAAACCUGGAGGCCAGGCUAGGGACUCGAGGAUUGGAAAGGUCAGGAUCCGUCUUUCAGCUCUCGAGACAGAUCGUGUCUACACACAUUCUUAUCCGUUGUUGGUCUUUCAAUCUACUGGGGUAAAGAAGAUGGGUGAAAUUCACUUGGCAGUUAGGUUUACUUGCUCAUCAUUAAUGAAUAUGAUGCAUUUGUUCUCUCAGCCUCUGUUACCCAAAAUGCACUAUAUUCAUCCACUAAUUGUUGAAGCUAAUUGGAUUCACAAACAAAUGAAGAUAGACAAGUUGAGGCAUCAGGCUAAUCAGAUGGUCUCUAUGUGGUUGAGCCGUGCUGAGCCGCCUUUGAGGAAAGAGAUAGUGGAGUAUAUGUUAGAUGUCAACUCUGACAUGUGGAGUAUGAGGAAAAUCAGAGCCAACUUUUUAAGAAUUAUGGAUGUUUUAGGUGGAUUAAUUGCUAUUAGGAAAUGGUUUGAUCAAAUUUGCAAUUGGAAAAAUCCCAUUAGGACUCUUGUGAUCCAUGUCUUGUUCAUGAUACUAGUUCUAUAUCCGGAGCUUAUUCUGCCUACCGUAUUCCUCUCGCUCUCCUUAAUCGUAGUUUGGAACUAUAGAUAUAGGCCUAGGCAUCCUCCCUUCAUGGACAUUCGUCUUUCUUGUGCUGAUGAUGCUCAUCCUGAUGAACUGGACGAGGAGUUUGAUACUUUCCCUACUUCACGUCGAACUGAUAUUGUUCGGAUAAGGUAUGACCGUUUGAAAAGUAUUGCUGGAAGUUUUCAGAAUGUGGCUGGUGACAUAGCUAAUCAACUGGAGAGGCUGGACUCUUUGCUGUCAUGGAGAGACCCUACAGCGACCAAACUGUUUGUUAUUUCCUGCUUGAUUGCUGUCAUUGUUCUCUAUUUCAUGGGUUUUCGAGUUGUGAUUCUUGUCACUGGAUUUUAUGUGUUAAGACAUCCAUGGUUCCAUCAGAACCUACCAUCUGCUCCACUCAAUUUCUUCACUAGAUUGCCUGCCAGAAUAGAGUCUAUGCUAUGAGCUCCACUUGCUACUUAUUAUCCAUUCUCGCCUUUAGUUGUCGUUAUUUAGAAAAAUAA